AUGCCGCAUUUGGAGGAAUUCUUCACCCACGGCAGCGGUGUGCUGUAUCUACACGGUCCCAAAGACGCAGGCCAGACGUCACUACUGCUACAGUUCGGCUUCACACAAGUCAAGGCUGGCAGAAACGUGGUGCUCGUCAUGUGUGGCGACGCCGGCGCGUCCCAGCAGCCGGCGGCGUCGGAGAUCGUUCCGCUUACUGCGUGUUCCAAAUGUAAUCUGCCCGUGCAGACCGGAGAGAACAACGGCAUCUGGAGCCGCAUCCACAUCAAAUAUCUUCGCAGCUGCGUGGAGUUGCAACACUUCUUGUGCUCGCUGCACGUGAUGGACAAGGAGACGUCAGUGUUGCUGAUUGAAGGCUUCGAGAGGUUCUUCACAGGCCAGAGUCACAUGAGCAAAGUGUACCAGACGCUGGCAUUUCUGUUGGAAGCUCAAAACUACAUGAAGAGCGCUACCGGGUCGGGAGUUGCCGUUGUUACGGGGAAUUCGGAUGCGUUUCUACUUCGAGAUCGGCCAGUAUUACGUCGAUGGUGCAGAUUUUUGGAGAUCGCAUCUCACGUCGAACAACCAGACGCAUUUACGCUUCGUGAGGAGGUUGAGAGUGUCGCUGACGUGAGUGAAGACACGCCGAGAGUCCAAGUAAAAUACGAAUUCGCCCUGCCAAGUGACGAAAGCAGUGGCAUGUUUCAACUCCUGCACGUACAGACACGUACACGGCAAUGAUGACAAUGCUGGUACGGUUGUUUCUCUCUCAUUCUCCUUUGUAUCGGGUUAAAUAAGCGGUGGUCUGGUACAACUAACUAUCCUGUUGAUUUUCUACGUUAUUUGUCAUUCCUUACUCGCUAUUUAGAGUUUUUUUCUACCUAUUCUUGAAAUCGUGAAAGAAUCACUCGACUCCCGCUGGUGAUGUCUCUCCCGUU
Messenger RNA from Phytophthora infestans T30-4, 917 nucleotides. RefSeq lists its product as uncharacterized. The transcript has 4 exons. The coding region runs from base 1 to 720 and encodes 239 amino acids. The record is from RefSeq and is a predicted model, not a curated record. Gene Ontology annotation, biological process: double-strand break repair via homologous recombination. Gene Ontology annotation, molecular function: single-stranded DNA binding. Gene Ontology annotation, cellular component: Shu complex. NCBI's taxonomy places the organism in Eukaryota, Oomycota, Peronosporomycetes, Peronosporales, Peronosporaceae.